AUGUGUCCGGUUACCAGUCUAGUUGCUGCUACUCUUGCGGUUGAUCUACGCCCUGGGGACGUGGUGUCCACUGGUUUGCGGUCAUACUGUUCUGCCGAUGGGGGGAAGAAGCUGUCUGCCGUUGUGUUGAAAAGCUGUUUAUCUGACGGUGGCCUCCAGCUGGCGAGACCACCAUCCCUUUUGUUCGUGAGGAAAGACAUAAAGCCGGAGUCUUCGUUUAAGCCCGCUGCCGCUACUGCAGCACUGCCUUUGUCUCGAAACUGCUUAGCGAGAGGGAUGAUGCUUCGAUCCGCACGGUAG
This is a messenger RNA of Notodromas monacha, 300 nucleotides long. The record is from the annotation of a GenBank genome assembly. Lineage: Eukaryota; Metazoa; Arthropoda; Ostracoda; Podocopida; Cyprididae.